CGGUAGGAAAAAGAGCCAACACUUCUAUUAUACGAAUGUUGGCAUCCGAGUUAAGAAGUAAAAGCGCAAGAGAGAAGACGUGAAAAAGUUUUUUGCAAGUUUUAAAAAAAUUAAGAAAAUUUCAGUCGCAAAAAUUAGCAGCAAAGCAGGAUUUACAAGUUUAUCCCUGUAUCCGUGAAAACGCUCAACGUGUCCAUCUGGUGGUCUCGAAAACGCGUGCACGCUCCUGCAUCCUGUAGAGUUUUUCAACCGGUGUGGCCUCGGGCCCUCAAAAACCGAAAGGGCGCAACACUCAGCGUAUGAGUCAGCAAAUUCUGUGAUCCUUGUACGUCUCGUCCAAACACCGAGAGAGACCCCCAUCUGAGUCCUGUCGACACAAGUGUGAAAAAAUCAUAAUUGAAGAAAAUAACGAAAACAAAAAUCAAGAGACACUUCUGCUACCCAAGCGAUACCGUUUUGUGUCGUCGUGGUCCCCGGGCUCUAAACCCCGUGAUUGGUGUAGCGCACAUUCAAUUGUACAGAUAAUAAGACUUAUCAAUCGUAAUAUUCAAAGUGCAUGGUGUUAGAGAGAAUUUUUUUAAGUGAUAAGAGACAAGAAACUCAUUAAAACAAGGCAAGUUGAAAAGAAGCAGUGAAGAAGAGAGCAAGACUUUUUUAAUUUAUUAUUUAUACAUUAGCUGUAAAAGGAGCAUCAAGAAAAUAAAAUCACAACACAAGUCAAAAGUGAUUGAAGAUUGACGUGUGAUAAACACAGCUAGGAGCAGAAAGAAAGCAAAUGGUACUAAGAUAACAGCGAUUAAAAGUUUACCGAGAGCUGCAAUAAAGACCUGUUGUAGUGUUGAAAAAAGUAAAUUUAAAGUGUAAACGAACAUAAAGAAAAAUAGUUUUAAAGAGUUAAUCAAUAACAAAAGCAAGGAUCUGAAGAGCGGGUUUUUAAGUAACAUUGAUAAAGGUUAUCAUCCAUUUGUGGUUUUAAACACGAUCGUGAAAUUCGUUAAUAAGUGUAAACAGCAAAAGAAUCGGUAGCGGAAACGUCGAAACACAAUCCAUUACACUAGAACCGCUACAAUCAUGAUGACUGAAACGCUUAACUCUAAUAAUCAUCUUGGCCAGAAAGGCGAGAACAAAAUGGAUGACAUGGGAUGGAAAGCCAAACUCAAAUUACCGCCCAAAGAUACUAGGAUUAAGACUAGCGAUGUAACGGAUACUCGGGGUAACGAAUUUGAAGAGUUUUGCUUAAAGCGUGAACUGCUGAUGGGCAUCUUCGAAAAGGGCUGGGAGAAACCGUCUCCGAUUCAGGAAGCAGCCAUCCCGAUCGCACUAGUGGGUAAGGACGUCUUGGCGAGAGCCAAGAAUGGUACCGGCAAAACGGGCGCGUACAGCAUCCCUGUACUAGAACAAAUCGAUCCAACCAAGGAUUAUAUCCAGGCGUUGAUCAUCGUGCCAACACGUGAACUGGCACUGCAAACAUCACAGAUUUGCAUUGAACUUGCGAAGCACAUGCAUAUCCGGGUGAUGGUGACCACUGGUGGUACCAACCUGAAAGAUGAUAUUAUGAGAAUUUAUCAAAAAGUUCAAGUGAUCAUCGCCACGCCCGGUCGUAUACUGGACUUGAUGGACAAGGAAGUGGCGAAUAUGGCCAACUGCCGUAUGUUAGUAUUAGACGAGGCGGACAAGCUACUGUCGCAAGACUUCAAGGGCAUGCUGGAUCAUGUCAUUAUGAAAUUGCCAAAAGAACGCCAGAUUUUGCUGUUCUCGGCGACAUUCCCACUGAGCGUGAAGAACUUCAUGGAAAAACACUUGCGCGAGCCAUACGAGAUCAAUCUGAUGGAGGAACUCACCCUGAAGGGUGUUACACAAUACUAUGCAUUCGUACAGGAGCGACAGAAAGUGCAUUGCCUCAACACACUUUUCUCCAAGCUGCAAAUUAACCAGUCAAUCAUUUUUUGCAAUUCGACACAACGUGUCGAACUGCUGGCGAAGAAGAUUACUGAGCUCGGCUACUGUUGCUACUAUAUUCACGCCAAGAUGCAACAGGCACACAGAAAUCGCGUUUUCCAUGACUUCCGAUCCGGAUUGUGCCGGAACCUGGUCUGCUCCGAUCUCUUCACCCGAGGUAUCGACGUACAGGCUGUGAAUGUUGUUAUUAAUUUUGAUUUCCCCAAGAUGGCAGAAACCUAUCUGCACAGAAUCGGUAGAUCCGGACGAUUCGGACACCUCGGUAUUGCCAUCAAUCUAAUCACCUACGAAGAUCGAUUCGAUCUUCACCGUAUCGAGAAAGAACUGGGCACAGAAAUCAAACCGAUCCCUAAGGUGAUCGAUCCGGCCCUGUACGUGCCCCGGCCGGAGGAUCAGAACAGCACGCAGGAAGAACAGAACAUUAGUAAAUAAGUCCCCAAACACCCUCCAAGUCAACUCAACCAACCUACCAUUUUUCAAUUAUAAUGAACACUACAUCUCAGCCAUGCGGCCAAGGAAUGGUUGCGUUCUUUUCAUAUUUUACCGGCCAUAGAGAUGGGAUAAGAAACUGUAAGCGAAGCAAUGAAAAAAUAACGAAAGCAAAAGAAAGCCAGGAUAAGAAUUCGCUGUUAAGUUGAUCAACUUGACUGAUGGAAGGUGGCCUCCAAGACUGGAUGUGCUGAGGUGUAGAUCACCUACACACAUACUAAAAGAGAAAUGGAGUCUUCAAUUUAUUACACAUUUUUGUUCUACGAAAACUUUUUAAAUCGUUCUAUUGGAAAAAGCAAAACAUAUUGGUGAAUUCGAUCAUCCUUUGCCAGAGACUAACACAAAAAUCAAGAAACCACUGAAAACGAAACAACUUACAAAACAACUAUUGUGAAGGCGAGAAUUGAGUGCCGGCUGAAAUCUGCGGGGAUGGAUCGAACGAGUGGGAUCGCGUGAAUGUGGCACGAGUGUACGAGUGUGCUGAAUGCGCUGAAGAUAGAAAGCAGUCCGUUAAUUGUGUGAAUCCAACCAACCAACUCUUAUCAUUUAAACAUCGUUAUUAGCGUGUAUAUUGAUGAACUCUAAGGACUUUAGGAGCAUACACACUUUUUUACAACUGAAGUCAGUGUAAGUAGAAGGAGUCUUAAAGACAGUCAAAAGGCGCUAGCAUAGGUAUCAUCAUUCUGUCAAAAGUUGAAACACAGAGCUUCAUUAACAAAACAGUGUUUGUAUAUAGAUAUUUUGAAACUUCGCGGAAAAGCUAGCUUGGUGUAAGGAGAAAAAAAACCACACUACACUUAAAAUCGGAUAGUAAGCUCUGUCUCCAGCUUUUGUCAGACACGAUCCAUGUCUAAAAACAAACAAUGUCCUCUUUACAAUGCCACAAAAACGAUAGGUCAGAGUUACUACUUACAAACGAAAGAAGAGCGCGUAUGAGACAGUGUAGUUGCAAAACAAAUGGCACGAUUUUUAUAGUAAAGAAAUAAUGGGGAAGAGGAAAAUAUAUACAAAACAACGGAAUUAUAAA
This is a messenger RNA of Uranotaenia lowii, 3475 nucleotides long. It is a transcript of the gene me31B, whose product is annotated as ATP-dependent RNA helicase me31b. The record is from RefSeq and is a predicted model, not a curated record. Bases 1072 to 2391 code for a protein of 439 amino acids. Gene Ontology annotation, cellular component: cytoplasmic stress granule; P-body. NCBI's taxonomy places the organism in Eukaryota, Metazoa, Arthropoda, Insecta, Diptera, Culicidae. Gene Ontology annotation, biological process: P-body assembly; cytoplasmic stress granule assembly. The transcript has 6 exons. Gene Ontology annotation, molecular function: RNA helicase activity; ATP binding; mRNA binding.